AUGUCGCCAUUAUCAGGCUCUCCCAAGUUUCGAGUAGCAAUCUGUGGUGCAGGUAUAGGAGGGCUUGUCCUCGCCAUUACAAUCGGGAAGUUUGCAGGUCGCGAUAUCCACAUAGACUUGUACGAAGCGCAUGACACCAUCACCACCGCCGGGGCCGGGGUUUCACUUUGGCGACGCGCGACGGAGAUCAUGGAGGAACUCGGCAUGUACGAGGAAAUGUCCUACGUUUCGACGAAGCCCUCUUCCUCCAGUAAUGGAUUAAUAUUCAGAAAUUCUAAUACCUCAGAGGGUGGUCAUGAGUGGUUUCAUUAUAUCUUUGAACCAUACGGGCCAUCCAAUAUGCACCGCCAGCAUCUCGUUGACGUUCUCAAGAAAAACCUCCCCUCAUCAUGCACUGUGCACUUUAAUAAACGGCUCACUAAAUAUGACAACCAGUCACCAGGAUUACUGGUCCUCCACUUUGCUGAUGAUAGCACUGCGACUACGGACGUGUUAGUAGGAGCAGAUGGUGUCCGCUCCUCAGUGCGGAAGACGCUUUUCGAAACAAUAGACCCAAGCAUCGUAGAUCCAAGCAAUAUAAAACGCUACAGCGAUCCAUCUUGGACCGGAACACUUGUCUACCGUAGCGUCUUUCCGGCAGAGAAGCUCUCCAAGAUGGAUCCAAAUAACGUAGCUUUGAAGGAUUUCAUGAUGUUCUGCGGGAAAGGAAAGCACAUCGUCUCGUUUCCGGUUUCACGGGGAACGCAAAUCAAUGUCGUGGCAUUUGUUUCUGAUGAACAGAAAGCCGGUGUGCAUUUUGAGGGCCAUUGGGUUUCAAAUGUGUCCCUUGAAGAGGUUGAGGAAGCAUAUCAAGACUUCGAGCCCGAUGCCAAGCGCCUUCUGAAAUGUUCCGAAAACCCCUCGAGAUGGGCACUUCACGUGGUAAAUGAAUUACCGCUAACCACUUGCAACAAAGUUGUGUUGAUAGGUGAUGCGUCCCAUGCUAUGAGACCUCACCUCGGCGCUGGAGCUGGUCAGGCAAUCGAAGAUGCUUUUGUGCUCGGCCGCCUUCUUGCACACCCACUCACAACGUUGGAUAAAGUACCCACCGCGCUGAAAGUAUAUCAAAAUGUCCGUCUCCCAUUCGCUCAAAGCGUAGCGCGUGAAUCGGAACGCACAGGAUAUAUGUAUGAUUUUUUCUCGCCUGGGUAUCAUGAUGGAACAGAUCGAGGAAAUGAACAAGAGGAGAGAGAAGUUCUGAAACGGAAGAUUGUGGACCAGUGGAAUUGGGCAGGUGAAGGAGGUGCCGUUGCUGAAUGGCUUAAGGCAGAAAGGCAACUGCAGGAAAACGUAGGUUUGUAGAACGGGUGAUGUGAUAAUGAUGCGCUGUGUUCUUAGAAGUUUCAUGCGCUACACGAAGUGCGUCCCAUAUUCAACUAGCACAAAACAGAAUAUACACGCCGUUAUCUACAAAGUGGGUUAUACAAGACAUCUAUAUUUGCUUUCUCUGCAAGUUCUUCGGCAGCUCCUUAACCCAUGGUAGGAAGUCCCGUCCUUGCAUAUAUGGCCUGAGUACCUCAGGUAUAACGAGACCCUUAGGGCACAUGCAGUAUUAGCGUCA
Messenger RNA from Suillus clintonianus, 1600 nucleotides. RefSeq lists its product as uncharacterized. Gene Ontology annotation, molecular function: FAD binding. Gene Ontology annotation, biological process: secondary metabolite biosynthetic process. Bases 1 to 1341 code for a protein of 446 amino acids. The transcript has 9 exons. Lineage: Eukaryota; Fungi; Basidiomycota; Agaricomycetes; Boletales; Suillaceae. The record is from RefSeq and is a predicted model, not a curated record.